Paramacrobiotus metropolitanus is the source of this 1993-nucleotide messenger RNA. RefSeq lists its product as uncharacterized. Bases 1 to 1593 code for a protein of 530 amino acids. The record is from RefSeq and is a predicted model, not a curated record. NCBI's taxonomy places the organism in Eukaryota, Metazoa, Tardigrada, Eutardigrada, Parachela, Macrobiotidae. The transcript is spliced from 3 exons.
AUGCAAAAUUUCUGCCAUAAAUGCGCUCUUCAGAAAAUAAAUUCAAAUAACCAAUUUAUUUUGAAGGUUAUCACACAGCAGCAUGCGUCCGCCGUACGACUCGACCAUCCGCUGUCCGAAGCACAGCGAUCACUGUUAUCCCCAGCGGCGCAAUCCCUCCCUGGCCUCCUCCGACACCAGCCUGACCAGUUUUUCCGAACCGACCACCCAGCCCCGCGCGGCCACACCCACCACUCCACCUGCAAGACCACCAGCGCCCGCUACCACACCCUCCCCACCGACACCCACCUCACCGAGCUGAAACGGGUCAAACAGUAUGUCCGCGACCUCCAGAUCGAGAUCGCCACGCUCCGCCAGAACCAGCUGCCGCCCGCGGAGGUCUGCGAGGAAUGCCAGCGACACCGGCGGAAACACGCCACCACCAAACACCACCUCGGCCAGCUGCGCCAGCAGAACACCGAAUUAAGCAGCGCCCUGGAGGAGGCCAAUAAGGUCAUCGCCGAGCUCCAGGACGAGAACACGGCGCUGUCGCAUGCCACCCGCACGCUGAAGAAGAAAGCGGAGAAGCUCCUGCAUCUGGCGCAGAAGCGGGAUGCACUGCGGGAGGAGACCCGGCAGCUAAGUGGGGGCGCCACCGGCGCCGGGUGUGCGCAUCGGCAUUGUCAGCCGGGUGUCGGUCAGCGGGAGAAAUACGCUGGACGGAAGAAGCAGCUGCGGAAGGAGCAUGAGGAGGAUAUCGUGAAGAAGAAGUGGGAACGGUUCCGCAAUGAAGUGGCCCAUCUGAAAGGUCAAGAUUAUAUGGAGGCGCCGCCGCGGCCGGUCCGGGAUGAUCCGGCGGGGAUGAUACCGCGCGCGCCGGAUAACUGUCAACGACAUCAUGGGGAUUAUUAUGCUGCCCAGCCGGCGGGGAGUGUUGGAUUACAGCAUCCACGCACUGCGGAUGCCAUGCAGAUGAUGCAGCCGGAGGAGACCACGCGGGGAAUUAAUAUUAAGCCAGGCUACAAACGCUGCUGCAACAACCCCGCCAACCACACUCACGACGGCUACACCCCCUACCCACCCGAGCGGCAAGCCGCCCGUCCCGUACCGACGCACACCAGCCACACCGCCGCUGCCGCGCCCCGCAAAAAGGUCAUGUCGGCGACGGAGCUGGACAAAUGGACGCGCUUCUACGCCAAGAAACAGGCCGGCGACGCGCGCCGCCAACAGCGCACCGCUGCUUACCUGGCGCACUACACCCCACCUGCGGGCGGGCGCCACCCGGAGCGCACCAUGUCGGCCGGCGAGCGGCUGGAGCGUUUCCGGCAGCAGCACCCGGUGGCGGGGGGUCAAGGCGGCGGCGCGGCGGACGAUUAUGCGGAGCAGCAUCCGCGGAAUGUCUCGCUGGCCGGCACGGAUGCGGAGAGUAAGGACCGGGGGGAGGGGCCGGCGGAAAGCGCGGUGGGUAGUGAGAGUGAGGACGGCUGCUUCGCCGAGGGACAGAGUGAGGGCGUGCCGGAGGCGGAGGGCUUCGACAAGGACGGCGGACUGGAGUGUGUGAAUGCGCCGUUGCGGGAGAUUAUCUGCCAGAUUGAUUCCAUGGCUAACGCUUAAAUUAUGCGGAAUUAAAUUAUUUUUUUACGGUUUUACAUUAGUUUUACGGAAUUUUAUGACCCAUGGCCAACGCUUAGAUUAUGCGGCAUUAAUUGAUUUUUUGAUGGUUUUACGUUAUUUUUACGGAAUUUUAAUAAUGAUGUGGCUUUUAGCUUGGCGCGUAUGGCUUUUUUUAUUUAAGUCUUAGAUGUUGGCGGUGGCGGUAGCUCUGACCUUAUUUAGUCGAUACGCCUUGGCGCCUGCCCGGUUAUUUAAUGGCAUUCAUUUAAUCGAUAUAUUUACCUGGCCGGUUAAAUUUUCGCUCGAGUUUGAUACUCGAAAAUUAUAUUAUAACGAUUUAAUGUGCACUUAUCAUGUAAAUGCUUUUUCGGUUGACUGUGCAUUAAACUUUGUGAAAGUA